CCGUGCCCGCAGCCUCGCCGCCGCGCCAUUUUGCCAGGGUUUGAAUGUGAGGCGGAGCAGCGGCAAGGAGCGGGUAGCGCAGGCUACAGUCCGCGGCUGGGAUUCCCUCCUCCGUCCCCGUGUCCCCACGAGAUUCUGUUGCAAUGGAGCUCAGCGAUGCAAAUUUGCAAACACUAACGGAAUAUUUGAAGAAAACCCUUGAUCCCGAUCCUGCCAUCAGACGACCAGCUGAGAAAUUUCUCGAAUCUGUAGAAGGAAAUCAGAAUUACCCAUUGUUGCUUUUAACAUUGCUGGAAAAGUCCCAGGAUAAUGUCAUCAAAGUGUGUGCAUCAGUAACCUUCAAGAACUAUAUUAAAAGGAACUGGAGAAUUGUUGAAGAUGAACCAAACAAAAUUUGUGAAGCUGACCGAGUAGCCAUUAAAGCCAACAUAGUACACUUGAUGCUGAGCAGCCCUGAGCAGAUCCAGAAACAGUUGAGCGAUGCUAUUAGCAUUAUUGGCAGAGAAGAUUUCCCUCAGAAAUGGCCUGACCUGUUGACAGAAAUGGUGAAUCGCUUUCAGAGUGGAGAUUUCCAUGUUAUUAAUGGAGUCCUUCGUACAGCACACUCAUUAUUUAAAAGAUAUCGUCAUGAGUUUAAGUCAAACGAGUUAUGGACUGAAAUUAAACUUGUUUUGGAUGCCUUUGCUUUGCCUUUGACUAAUCUAUUUAAGGCCACCAUUGAGCUGUGCAAUACCCAUGCUAAUGAUGCCUCUGCCCUGAGGAUUCUUUUCUCGUCCUUGAUCCUGAUCUCAAAAUUGUUCUAUAGUUUAAACUUCCAGGAUCUUCCUGAAUUUUUUGAAGACAAUAUGGAAACCUGGAUGAACAAUUUUCAUACCCUCUUAACAUUGGACAACAAGCUUCUCCAAACUGAUGAUGAAGAGGAAGCCGGCUUACUGGAACUCUUAAAAUCCCAGAUCUGUGAUAACGCAGCCCUCUAUGCACAGAAGUAUGAUGAAGAGUUUCAAAGGUACCUGCCUCGCUUUGUCACAGCCAUCUGGAACUUACUGGUUACAACAGGUCAAGAGGUUAAAUAUGAUUUGUUGGUAAGUAACGCAAUUCAAUUUCUGGCUUCAGUUUGUGAGAGACCACAUUAUAAGAAUCUUUUUGAGGACCAGAACACGCUGACAAGCAUUUGUGAAAAAGUUAUUGUGCCUAACAUGGAAUUUAGAGCGGCAGAUGAAGAGGCCUUUGAGGACAAUUCUGAGGAGUACAUACGCAGAGAUCUGGAAGGCUCUGAUAUUGAUACUAGACGUAGGGCUGCUUGUGAUCUUGUUCGAGGAUUAUGCAAGUUUUUUGAAGGACCCGUGACAGGAAUCUUCUCUGGUUAUGUUAAUUCCAUGCUCCAGGAGUAUGCAAAAAAUCCAUCUGUCAACUGGAAACACAAGGAUGCAGCCAUUUAUCUAGUGACAUCUUUGGCAUCAAAAGCCCAAACACAAAAGCAUGGAAUUACUCAAGCCAAUGAACUUGUGAACCUGACUGAGUUCUUUGUGACUCACAUACUCCCUGAUUUAAAAUCAACGAAUGUGAAUGAAUUUCCUGUGCUUAAAGCUGAUGGUAUCAAAUAUAUUAUGAUUUUUAGGAAUCAAGUUCCAAAAGAGCAUCUUUUAGUCUCUAUUCCUCUCUUGAUUCAUCACCUUCAAGCUGAAAGUAUUGUUGUCCAUACAUACGCAGCACAUGCUCUUGAGAGGCUGUUUACUAUGAGAGGACCUAACAAUGCCACUCUUUUUACAGCUGCAGAAAUCGCACCGUUUGUUGAGAUUCUGCUAACAAACCUUUUCAAAGCUCUCACACUUCCUGGCUCUUCAGAAAAUGAAUAUAUUAUGAAAGCUAUCAUGCGAAGUUUCUCUCUCCUACAAGAUGCCAUAAUUCCCUAUAUUCCUACUCUCAUCACUCAGCUAACACAGAAGCUGUUAGCUGUUAGUAAGAACCCAAGCAAACCUCAUUUUAAUCACUACAUGUUUGAAGCAAUAUGCUUGUCCAUAAGGAUAACCUGCAAAGCUAACCCUGCUGCUGUGGUCAACUUUGAGGAGGCUUUGUUUCUAGUAUUUACUGAAAUCUUGCAAAAUGAUGUGCAAGAAUUCAUCCCAUACGUCUUUCAAGUGAUGUCCUUGCUUCUGGAAACACACAAAAAUGACAUCCCGUCUUCGUACAUGGCCUUAUUUCCUCACCUCCUCCAGCCCGUACUUUGGGAAAGGACGGGAAACAUUCCUGCUCUAGUGAGGCUUCUGCAAGCAUUUUUAGAGCGAGGUUCAAACACAAUAGCAAGUGCUGCAGCUGAUAAAAUUCCUGGGUUACUGGGCGUUUUCCAGAAGCUGAUUGCAUCCAAAGCAAAUGAUCACCAAGGCUUUUAUCUUCUCAACAGUAUAAUAGAGCACAUGCCCCUUGAAUCAGUUGACCAAUACAGGAAACAGAUCUUCAUCCUACUGUUCCAGAGACUUCAGAAUUCCAAAACCACAAAGUUCAUCAAGAGCUUCUUGGUGUUUAUUAAUUUGUAUUGCAUAAAGUAUGGGGCACUAGCCCUACAAGAAAUAUUUGAUGGUAUACAACCAAAAAUGUUUGGAAUGGUUUUGGAAAAAAUCAUUAUUCCAGAAAUUCAGAAAGUAUCUGGAAAUGUGGAGAAAAAGAUCUGUGCAGUAGGCAUAACCAAACUACUCACAGAGUGUCCCCCAAUGAUGGACACAGAAUAUACUAAACUAUGGACACCUUUGCUACAGUCUCUGAUAGGCCUUUUUGAGUUACCUGAAGAUGACAGCAUUCCUGAUGAAGAGCAUUUCAUUGACAUAGAAGACACCCCAGGGUACCAGACUGCCUUCUCACAGCUGGCGUUUGCUGGGAAAAAAGAGCAUGACCCUGUAGGUCAAAUGGUGAAUAACCCCAAAAUUCACCUGGCACAGUCACUUCACAAAUUAUCUACUGCCUGUCCAGGAAGGGUCCCCUCCAUGGUGAGCACCAGCCUCAAUGCUGAAGCACUGCAGUAUCUCCAGGGCUACCUGCAAGCGGCCAGUGUUACACUGAUGUGAACUGUGUCCUCAUUUGCUGAGCCCAGGGGUGAUUUCUUAGGAAUCACGUGGACUCCUGAACAAGGCUGUGUUGAAACAAAGCAAGUUUUCCUUCUGAGUUUGUCACAGAUUCCAUCUUACAAAAAAUAGUAAAUGUUGCUUUAAGCUGAACUUUGAGCAAAUUAGGUGGUUUGUGUGAUCAUAAUUACAGUGGGGUAAUUUUUCUAGAUUGCAACAGCAAGGAACAGUACAGUGUGUGACAUUGAUUUGAGUUGAGCAUUUGCACGGUUUGGAUAAUUUCAGCUUCUUGACAGACACUGACUUGUGGACACAUCUUUCAUUUACUAAAUCCUUGUUUUGAAGCUGUUGCUGUUCGUGUGUCUCUUGUCCUUUGUGGUUUUAUCUGUUUCUUUCAGCUUUUAUUGGGUAUGUGAAAAAGUAAAGAAUCACUUGUUAACUUGCCCAAACAAUGCACAUUUCCUAGUUUACGUCUGUGAUCAGCAAUAAAGAAAUCCCCAAAAAUGCGUCUAAGAACACCUAA
Molecule: messenger RNA, 3579 nt
Organism: Jaculus jaculus (lesser Egyptian jerboa)
Lineage: Eukaryota; Metazoa; Chordata; Mammalia; Rodentia; Dipodidae
Gene: Cse1l
Product: chromosome segregation 1 like
Exons: 25
Coding region: 144-3059 (971 amino acids)
Biological process (GO): protein import into nucleus; protein export from nucleus
Cellular component (GO): cytosol; nuclear envelope
Molecular function (GO): nuclear export signal receptor activity; small GTPase binding
Source: RefSeq, a predicted model, not a curated record